AUGUAUGCACCAUCCCCGGCGUUGGAGUCGGGGCCUGUCUCCCAACUGCCGCGUGCCUUAACGGCGGGGGAGGGUCCUUCCCUGGACAUUGCCCCAACGACCCUGCAGACGUCAGGUGCUGCUACAAGCGGUGUCCCGACGCUUACGGAGAUGGAUGGUGCCAACCAGUCCGUUCGUGCGUGGGGAGGACGCUCUCAGGAUGGUGUCCCGGCUCAGCUAAUGUCAAGUGCUGCAUACGAUGAAGCUUUUGACGAGCAUAAUUGA
Molecule: messenger RNA, 264 nt
Organism: Coprinopsis cinerea okayama7#130
Lineage: Eukaryota; Fungi; Basidiomycota; Agaricomycetes; Agaricales; Psathyrellaceae
Exons: 2
Coding region: 1-264 (87 amino acids)
Source: RefSeq, a predicted model, not a curated record